UCUCUUCUCCCUCGUUCUUUCUCUGACUCUCCUCUCUUUCGGACUGUCACAAACUCAAAUCUAAACCUGUUCAAAUUUCUGUUUCUGCUGGAUUUUCAACAUCUUAGACUCCUAAACCUCAAGUUGGACAAAGGUUAGGAUUUUGGGGUUCUAGGGCUUCUUCUUACAAAGAGAGGUUCACGAUGUGAACGGCCAAUUUUUUCUUCUUUAAUGAAAUUUAUAUUGGGGUUCUUGGGCAUGUUUGGUUAGCCGUAAAAUGUCCCGGAAGAAAUUUUUAGAGAGCAAAUUUUCAUGGGAGCCAAUUUAAGAUAAUGAGUGGUAUGCAAUUGCAAAGUGCUUCGUCUACCUUGAGCGCUCAAGGGUCUAAGCAGAAUGAAGGUGUAGUUGCUGUGGCAACUGUUACAGAGUCAAAGCCAAAGAAGAAAAUCUGCUGUGCAUGCCCAGACACUAAAAAGCUGCGAGAUGAAUGCAUAGUUGAGCAUGGUGAAGCUUCUUGUGCGAAAUGGAUCGAGGCUCAUAAACAGUGCCUUCGUUCUGAGGGAUUCAAUGUCUGAGACUGGUGAAAAAGAAAAGAGGUCACUCUACUAUAAUAACUGAGUUGAUUGUCUGUGGUCAAUCAAGAUUUUGGAUCAGUUUAUUUUUUAAGCAAACUACAUCAGGAUGAUAGUUGUAACUUCAAAAAAAAAAAAAGGACUUAGGGAAAUUGAUUGCUACAUGCACUUCAUAAUUGAUCAACUAAACUUAAACCUUUCUAUGGAGAUCCUCGUUUUCAUUA
Messenger RNA from Arachis stenosperma, 775 nucleotides. Its product is annotated as cytochrome c oxidase copper chaperone 2-like. Gene Ontology annotation, cellular component: mitochondrial intermembrane space. The coding region runs from base 312 to 554 and encodes 80 amino acids. The record is from RefSeq and is a predicted model, not a curated record. The transcript has 2 exons. NCBI's taxonomy places the organism in Eukaryota, Viridiplantae, Streptophyta, Magnoliopsida, Fabales, Fabaceae. Gene Ontology annotation, molecular function: copper ion binding; copper chaperone activity.